UGAUAUAUACACAAUGACCGACAUCAUACAGAUCAACGGGCCCCCAAACCUGAAUACUUUAUGAAUGCCUGAAGGGAUCUGUGGUCAAAACCAGUUUAACAGGUCCAUAUGAUUUAGUUCAUCAGUAGGGAGUACAAUUAAGUAAUUUCAGUCUGUCGAGCACUGCCGUUCUGGGCAUAAAGUUGUUCAGGGCGGACAUGAUCAAUGAGAAUUCGUCCCUCCAGCAGCAUUCCAUCCGGAAGAAACGUAUUUCCGGUUCAGCCUUACCAAAAAUGGGUGAGAAAACAAACAACUCCCCUCAGCUCAGAACGAAUUCUGAAAAAUUUCUCGUUAAUUUGGAGCUCAAUUGAUCUUAAACCUGGUUCAAUCAUUAACCAGGCUUCUGGCUAUCGCCCAAUACCCAGAAGUCAUGGUGGUGGAACUAUGUGGCCAGUGUUGGGGAUCCAGCCCCUGAACCACCUCGAGCAUGCCACGCAAAUCAUAGCCGAGGCCCACAGCAUUGCUGGAGCUCGACAGCACCAAACGCGCCAAACUACCAGCUCCGACUUUGGAUGCUUUCCUCAACAGCGUGAUCACCUUAGCUAAGAAAACCCGCGGGCAGCCAUCUAGUCAGGAGAUUCUGGGAAAGCUAAACAGCCUACAGCCGAUUGUAGAGGGCAUCACUCUCAUCAAGAAUGCCGUCAACAACGUACUCGCGUCACCCGCUCCCGUGAAUGGCUGGUUCGACCGCUUGGGGAAUGAGGAGAUGGAUACAGGGU
Aspergillus vadensis CBS 113365 is the source of this 758-nucleotide messenger RNA. RefSeq lists its product as uncharacterized. NCBI's taxonomy places the organism in Eukaryota, Fungi, Ascomycota, Eurotiomycetes, Eurotiales, Aspergillaceae. The coding region runs from base 205 to 585 and encodes 126 amino acids. The record is from RefSeq and is a predicted model, not a curated record. The transcript has 2 exons.